GUUGAACGCCGGGUCCGUCCUCCGCAUCGGAACGAGGAUUCUCUUCAACUUUUGACAACCGUUCCAUGUCGCGAAAUGGAUCUGAGUCUUGUAACAUUCGAUUGAUCAAUUCGGAACACUCUUUCGGCCGUUGUUCAGAAUCGGAUUCUUCCGCGCGUCGUCUGAUAUUGCGUACCUUGCUCAACCGGGUUCCCCAAGACCCACAGACUCGUUCUACCCUACAGUGCUGAGAUCGGCAAAUUGGUCAACCAUGCCUGAGGUCAUCAAGAGUCGACCAGCGAGAGGGGCGGCGCAACGAGUGCGAACUGGAAGUAGAACUCUCGUAGCAUGCAUAAGUUGCAAAGACAGGAAAUUGAAGUGCGAUGAGCAAAUCCCGUCCUGCAGCAAUUGUCGGCGAAGUGGUCUUGGCUGCUUUGUUGAAGAUCCAAUAACGAAAAGACAUCAACCGCGGAACUACUUGGAGACGUUAGAGCAAAGAGUAGUUCUGUUGGAAGAACAGCUGAAAGAGGCUCGGUCGAAUGUUACCAAUGGCCCAAGUCCUUCAGCGAGUAAUCAGGCUGCUUCUACAUCAGAUCAAGCUAGUACGACUGCCAUAGACGAGCGAUUUGAACUCGAUGAUCUCUCGUCCAUGAUUGGAACACUGAGUCUGAAUGCAGCGGGCGCUGAACCCAGUUAUCUUGGCGCCUCAUCUGCGUUCGCCUUCGCACGCUUCAUGAAGCCCUCCAUUCGCCAAGCCGUUACAUCAUUACCUCCAGAAAUUUCCUCCAUUUCCAGAUCACAAUCUCAUGGCCAUGCAUCUUAUCCCCCAGAACCUUGCCCGCUACCAGACUAUCAGACAGCUGUCAAGUUGAGCAACGCUUACUUUCAGAACAUCCAUCCCCAGUACCCCUUCUUGCAUGAACCGACCUUUAGGCUGUGGGAAACGGUAUUAGAAGACCCGUUUGAAGCGAUGAGUAGACUUGGCUAUGACCCCGUACCUCUCUACUUCCUCAACAUGGUCUACGCUAUCGGAGCUCUCCUGAAACCCGGCUUAGGCUAUUCAGCAGAGCAACUCUACGUCUCUGCCAUGCUCUACAUAGAUGAGAUCAUUUGUAAUGACAACCUGGAGUGUAUACAAGCGAUCCUCUGCUCAGCAGCCUAUUCUCUACGCUCGGCAAAAGGGACAUCACAUUGGAAGCUAGGUGGACAAGCCCUUCGCCAAUGUGUAAACCUCGGCUAUCAUCGUAAUCAGAAGCGACUACGGUCUACCCUCAACCCAUUGCAAAGAGAGCUCCAAAAACGAGCGUUUUGGAGUGCAUAUGUAAUGGAGUGCUCUGCAGCUGUGAUGUUAGGAAGGCCACUGAGUCUUCAUUAUCAAGAGAUUGAUGCUGAGUUUCCAUUGGAUAUAAAGGAGUCACAAAUAUCUUCAGCCGGAAUCUACGGCAAUUCACGAUCCUUACCAACUGACCCGCCCACGGUCAUGACACAUGCUACCCAUGGCUUCCGCAUCCGUGCGCUAAUAGGACGGAUACAGACAACGCUUUACUCUGAUAGCACUCUUAGAGAUGCUACAAUCCGUCAAGCAUUGAUCGAACAUCUGUCCGACGAGCUAGAGGAAUGGUAUACUGCACGACCUCCUCCAAUGAUUCCCCCAGAUGGCGGUGCACUCUCAUUCUUCGUUAGUGCAGAUUGGUAUGAAGCCAACUAUAACUACGCCGUCCUUCAACUCUUCCGGCCUCAAAUAACGGACACCAAGAGCACGGCAUCAGAUGAGAUCUUUCUCAAAUGUCUAAGCACGUCAAAACAGACAUGCCACAUCUUUCGACGACAAUAUUUUGGCAAGCCAAUGGCAUAUACUUGGAGCGCUUUGCAUGAGCUGUUUCUCGCUGGACUGACAUACCUGUACUGUCUAUGGAUGUCUCCCGCGGCACGACAGGUAUCUCGGUAUGAUGAAGUCAGCAACACUUGUACAGAUUGUACCAUGGUUCUGGUGAUCCUUGCUGAGCGGUGGCCUGAAGCAGCGCCCUUUCGGAAUAUCUUUGAAGUGCUCGCAAGCCGGACAAUGACCAUGAUGACUGAUUCGCAUCAAGGAAAGGAAGUAAUGCCUAUAGCAAUAGGUCCAGAACAAGAGACAUACCCGGAAGGCUUGUCGCAGUGGAUGGCUGGAAUGUCUGAUACAGGUAUAACUACAGGGGUGGAUUGGUUGCUGAGCGAGCUCAUAGACGAAUUCCCAGCUCCUGAAUAAGGACAUGUAAACACAACAUGGAUGAUAUUAUAUAACCGAAACUCAGAUUUCAAUGUUGAUGAACG
Messenger RNA from Fusarium redolens, 2289 nucleotides. RefSeq names its product fungal-specific transcription factor domain-containing protein. The coding region runs from base 251 to 2224 and encodes 657 amino acids. NCBI's taxonomy places the organism in Eukaryota, Fungi, Ascomycota, Sordariomycetes, Hypocreales, Nectriaceae. Gene Ontology annotation, biological process: DNA-templated transcription; positive regulation of transcription by RNA polymerase II. The record is from RefSeq and is a predicted model, not a curated record. Gene Ontology annotation, molecular function: sequence-specific DNA binding; zinc ion binding; DNA-binding transcription factor activity, RNA polymerase II-specific. The transcript has 6 exons.